AAGGGAGUGUCGUCGUGGAAGCGGGCUGCUCCUUCACAUUAGACUCCUUCUAUUCCUCCGUGCCGGAGGAGCAAGGAGGAACCUGUCCUCUGUUUUCCCUCUUUGUGGACACACGGAUAACCACACCACGACUGGGAAGAUGUUUUUUCUUUUGCAUAUGGUUACCCUUUAUACUCUGAGCGUCUUUAGCGGAGCAUCCGCCGCCACUCAUUAUAAUUGCAAUGGCCCUCUAGUAUCAACGUUACCACAUUCAUCCUUUCAGAGCUCCUCUCAAUCCUCAGCCAGCUAUGCUGCCCACAAUGCCAAGCUCAACAGAAGAGAUGGAGCAGGAGGCUGGUCCCCCAUGGUGACAGACCAAGACCCCUGGCUCCAGGUGGACCUCAGGGAGCAGAUGGAGGUGACGGCUGUAGCCACACAGGGACGUUAUGACAGCUGGGACUGGGUCAGCAGUUACUUACUGCUGCACAGUGACACUGGCCGGGCCUGGAAACAGUACAGACAUGAGGAUGGUGUAGGGAGGUUUGUUGGGAAUGUGAAUUCAGAGGCUGUUGUCCAGACCAAGCUGUCCCACCCAGUGAAAACACGUUUCCUGCGUUUUGUCCCCCUCGACUGGAACCCCAGCGGCUGGAUGGGCCUCAGACUGGAGGUGUAUGGCUGCUCCUACAAGUCAUAUGUGGCAGAUUUUGAUGGCAGAAGUUCGCUGCUGUAUCGGUUCAACCAGAAGUCCAUGUCAACGGUGAAGGACGUGAUCUCUCUGCGGUUCAAGAGCCAUCAGGCUGAGGGUGUUUUACUGCACGGAGAGGGGCAGAGAGGAGAUUACAUCACCCUGGAGCUUCACCGAGGACGACUGGACCUCUACCUCAACUUAGAUGACAGCAGGCUGAGGUUCAGUAGUGGUCGUGUUGCUAUUACUGUGGGCAGUCUGCUGGACGACCAGCACUGGCACUCCGUUCACAUGGAGCGCUUCAACAAGCAGGUUAACCUCACAGUGGACUCCCACACACAGCAUUUCCAAACCAAAGGAGAAGGACACUCACUGGAGGUGGACUAUGAGCUGAGCUUUGGAGGCAUACCGCUGCCUGGUAAACCAGGCACCUUUCUGAGGAAGAACUUCCACGGCUGCAUGGAAAAUCUCUACUACAACGGAAUCAAUAUCAUAGACCUGGCAAAGAGACGCAAGCCACAGAUACACAGUGUGGGCAACGUGACCUUCUCAUGCUCACAGCCCCAGCUGGUGGCUUGCACCUUUCUGAGCUCCAGCAGCAGCUUCCUGUCGCUUCCGUCAGCGACACCUGCCACAGGGGGCUUCUCUGUUCGAUUCCAGUUCAGGACAUGGAACCCAGAUGGGCUGCUGCUCUCUGUGCAGCUGAACCCAGAGCCCCAGAAACUAGAGCUGCAGAUCAGCAACACCCAACUGCAUCUCACCCUCCACAGCUCAGGACGACAGAAGUCAGAGGUCUCCACUGUUCACAGAGUCAGUGACGGUCUGUGGCACUCUGUAAGUCUAGACACAAGGAAUCUACAGAUGGCCUUGACGGUGGACGGUGAGCCAUCCACCACAACCGAACUGUGGGAACAAGUGGAAUCAAAAGGCAAUUUUUACUUUGGAGGCUGUCCCACCAUGGACUGUCAGGUCUUGACUCCGACCUUCCAGGGGUGUAUGCGGCUUAUUUUCAUAAACAGCCAGCCAAUGAAUCUCAGUCAUGUACAGCAAGGAGUGUUGGGAAAUUAUAACGAGCUUCAGUUUGACACCUGCAAUAUAAGAGACAGGUGCCUUCCUAACCUGUGUGAACAUGGAGGCCGCUGCUCUCAGACAUGGAGCUCCUUCACCUGCAACUGUUCGGGAACAGGAUACUCUGGAGCGACAUGUCACAACUCCAUCUACGAGUCGUCCUGCGAGGCCUACAAGCUGAUUGGCAGCUCCUCUGGCUUCUACUCCAUCGAUCCAGAUGGGAGUGGUCCCCUGGGGCCCACACAGGUAUACUGCAACAUGACAGAGGAGAAGGUUUGGACAGUUGUGACCCACAACAUCACAGCUCCCGUCACAGUCCAGAGCUCCACUCCUCAGAAACCUCACAUCAUGAAGUUCAACUACAGCACCUCGGCUGAACAACUACGUGCCAUUGUAUCAGGGUCAGAGCAGUGCCAACAGGAAGUGGUGUACAACUGCAGGAAGUCACGUCUCUUUAACACAAAAGAUGGCAGCCCACUGUCCUGGUGGUUGGACCGCGAAGGAGAGAGGAGGAGUUACUGGGGAGGCUUCCUGCCCGGGGUCCAGCAGUGCUCAUGCAGUCUGGAGGAGAACUGUAUGGACAUGAACCACUUCUGCAACUGUGACGCUGAUACAGAUGCAUGGGCUAAUGACACGGGAAUACUCUCCUAUAAAGACCACCUACCCGUCAGCCAGAUAGUCAUUGGAGACACAAACAGAACGGGCUCGCAAGCCAUCUACUACAUCGGCCCUCUGCGUUGUUAUGGAGACAAGUCUAUAUGGAAUGCAGCCUCUUUCUACCAGGAAUCAUCGUACCUCUACUUCCCCACCCUGCAAGCAGAGCUUGCCUCUGAUAUCUCCUUUUACUUCAAGACCAGCACCCCUUCAGGAGUGUUUAUGGAGAACCUGGGUCUCAAAGACUUCAUCAGAGUGGAGCUCAGCUCUCCCUCAGUGGUGACUUUCUCUUUUGAUGUGGGAAAUGGUCCGGCGGUGCUGUCCGUGAAGUCCCACCUCCCCCUGAAUGACAGGCAGUGGCACUACGUGAGAGCAGAGCGCAACGUGAGGGAGGCCUCGCUGCAGGUCGACCAGCUUCCCCUCCGCUUCCUGGAGGCUCCCGCUGAUGGACACCUCCGUUUACGGCUCAGCAGCCAGCUAUUCAUAGGGGGAACGGCGUCCCAGCAGAGAGGCUUCCUGGGCUGCAUCAGGACUCUGACCGUCAACGGUGUGAGCUUUGACCUGGAGGAGAGGGCCAGGAUGACGCCAGGGGUGAGCUCCGGUUGUCCCGGCUACUGCAGCGGCUCCAGCAGCCUCUGCCACAACAGAGGGAGGUGUAUCGAGAAGAGCAACGGCUACAUCUGCGACUGCUCCCAGUCUGCCUACGGGGGAACCACCUGUAACCAAGAGGUGUCGGUGUCCUUUGACAGAGAGUCCUCCGUGACCUACACCUUCCAGGAGCCCUUCUCAGUGAUGCAGAACAGAAGCUCACAGGCCACCAGUGUUUCCACAGAGAGCAGCAGCAGGGCCAGAGAGGAUGUUGCCUUCAGCUUUGUCACCUCCCAGAGGCCGGCCAUGCUUCUGACUGUCAGCACCUUCAGCCAUCAGUACAUCGCUGUCAUCCUGGCCAAAAAUGGGAGUCUGCAGAUCUGGUAUCACCUUCAGACAGACAGGAGUCCAGAUGUGUUCAGCCCCACUCUCAGCAACCUGGCAGAUGGACGUCUUCAUCGAAUCAGAAUACACCGAGUGGGCCAAAACCUCUAUGUGCAGAUCGACCAGGACAUCCACAGAAAGUACACGCUGUCAUCUGAUGCAGAGCUGAUCUUAAUCAGAUCCUUGACAUUGGGCAAAGUCACCAGAAGGGAGAACCUCAACAAUGAAGUAAUGCAAGCAGCUUCUAAAGGUUUCAUUGGCUGCCUCUCCUCAGUCCAGUUCAAUCACGUUGCACCGCUGAAGGCAGCGCUGACGAAUCGAGGAAGCUCACUGGUCACCAUCCGUGGUCCACUGGUGCAGUCAAAUUGUGGAGCUCUGGCGGAGUCCACCUCCCACACUCUGCAAGAUCAAGCAGUAACAGCCAAUAAAGAUAAGGAGCAGCGUGGCAAUGGCACCCAGAAGGAUUUGGCUGUGAUAGCAGGUGUGGUCACAGCCGUGGUCUUCAUCGCAGUGUGUGCCCUCGCUGUGAUGAGCCGCCUCCUCUACCAGCAGCGGCAGGCCCAGAGGAGCAGCAGCAGCAUCAAAGAAGAGCAAAGACACAGCGUGUACACAGACUACAGGACAGAGCUGCACCUCCACAACUCAGUGAGGGACAACAUGAAGGAGUACUACAUCUGACUAUAGUGUGCACUCUUUGGCCCUAAGUUGCAAAUUUACCUCUCUCUUAUAAAGGAUUAACAGGUGGACGCGCUGCUGCAGCAUUUCUCACAACAAAACAUCUCUGUGCCCUGGUGGUCUCCCAGGAACACUGCAAAAGUCCACUCUCUUAAUGCUCGAGUACAAGCAAGUGGCUGAAUCUUUACAGCUGUUAGUGUAUUUGAUGUUGGUGAAACUGUCCGAAUCAAGCUGCCGUGGUUUCUGUCAUUGCAAAAUGUGUAAAGCAAAAAGAUGAAUGUUCUGCAGGGGUGGACACAGGGACACACCAUGAGUGCAGCGAGCAGAAGCUGCUGUCCAUCCUGAAUGCGCACAAGUCAAAAGAUUUUGUUUUAAAACCCUCAAAUGCUGAAUAUUUCCACAUUUCAGUGGGACUCACUAAAUUGUACUCGCAAGUCAGGAAAUGUAGGCCAGGCCUGUAAGAUAUGUGCGCGUUCGCUGCUGUCUUUGUUUCUGCAGUGGUGGUGAAUGUUGUAGAAGAAGAAAAGGGGACAAUACUGCCUAUACUGUAUGAGUGCCUAAUUUGCAUAUGAGUUUUUAUUUUAACAUUUUAGAAGUUAUUCGUGUGAUUUGCACAAAGGCAGUUGCAUUUACAUAGAGAGGAGCUUAUUGUCAUUCAGUUCUGCAACCCAUACUGCACAGAAUAAAACGAAAUUGGAAUUUCCCAGUCAUGCACAACAUCUGCCCAUUGACCGUUGGUAAUGUGUCUUUGACUGAGUUGUUUUCCACUGCACUGUUUGAAGCGGCAUGGAGACAGACAACCCUUAAAAAGUCCAAUAACUCCAGUAAGUUCCAGUCGUUUGUGACCAGGUUUUCAAGCUGAGCAUUGUGCACCAUUCAGGCCACAUAUAUUUAGCUAUAGGCAAUAUUUAGCAGAUAACUUAUGAAAUCAUGGAUUUUUAUAUUUAUUUAAUUGUGCUAAUUCUUUGUGUAUUAUUUUUCCAGUACAUAAAAAUCUUGUGUAUAUUGUACCAUGAGAGCAGCAGAAGUAAGAAAUUAGGGGAGAGGAUUAUGGUAUUUACAUUUUUUUUAAAGUAAUUUAUGGAAAUGUGUACAAGAAGGGGUUUAUCAAAGAAACUGCAUAUGUGAGUGUGGCCAAACUCUGCGGGCAGCCAGGAAUAGCAUCUACAGGCUAGAAACCACUGCAUAUACUGACCAGUAUAUGAGCAAAUCGAGCCAUGAAGCUCCCAGGCAGUAUCUUUGGUGUUCUUUACAAGAAAUGUUGGGUGCAGCAAGUGAAGUUUGCAGUAGUAUGAAACAAUCACAGCAGCAAGUUUGUUGGGUGCUGUACAUCUAUGGUAAGCUCUGGGAGUAAAAUGUGUGAGUCACAACCCACCGUACUGCAUUUCGUCACAGUACUUGUGAGUUUGGACCACUGUUAAAAGCCGUAAUUCUUUUAUCGCAAUUGCUAGUUUGGUGAUAUGCAAAAGCCGAGUAGGCAGGAAAAGGUAGGCCCCUUUUUGCAGUGUCAGACUCAGACUGUGAGGCUGGGAUAUUUCUCAGAAGUAUUACUGAGCAGUGUAGACCCAGCGCAUACCAAACUCAGAAAGUGCUGAUACAGAAGUUUAGUUUGAUCAUUAUUUUACAAUGCUAGCCAGCAGUGCUUAGGGCUUUUUGCAACCCAAAAAAGGCCACUAUGUUACCUGACAUAAUUUCUUUAUUUAUUUACUGUUUGGAUUACAGGGAUAAGUGGUGUUUUUCUAUAUAUUUCAAGUGGAAUACUUUUUAUAUACAUCUUACACUGGUUGAUCAUAAGAACAAAACCAUAUAUACUAAUAGAAGACAAAAAGUCUAGAGUCACCUAGAGGUCCUGAGAGCACAUUACACAUCCGAAAAAUAAAGCAUGGCUAAAAAAAAAUUUAGACAACUUUUUUUUUUUUUUUUUGGGGGGGGGGGGGGGUGUUAGAUCCUUACCACUAAUGUGGAAAAGUUUGACAUGAUGAUGGUGCCAGAGGAAAAGCAAUGUUUCCUAAAUUUCAAAAUCAGCUUGUCGGGCUCAGCUCUACAUAAUCAGAUUUAACUCAUUAUCCACUGGCUUCAGCUGCUCGCAGGCAGGUUAGCCAUCUUUGUCAAUGUCAAUUGUACUUUGAGCUUAAUAUGCUAAAUGUAAGAGUUGAGCCAAAAAAGAAAACCCUGCAUCUAAGGAUGACAGAAAUGCAGUAGUUGUUUUUUUUGUUGUUUGUUUGUUUUUUAAGUAUACUGUUGGACAAGUCAUUAAGUCAUUUGUCCUCUUUGGAUCCUAAAUGUGUAUAAAAUUUCAAGGGAAGCAAUCCAACAAUUGUGAAGAUAUUUCCCUGGACCAAUGCACUGAUGGACUGAUGGAUGAAAAGACUGGAGCCCCACUGCUGCCAUGGCUAAAGAUUACACAGCUGAGAGUGACACGUGCAAGUGGCUUGAUCAAAAGAUAAGGUCUUGAGCUCCUGGACCUUAUCUGUGCAUGUACUUGUAAUCUAAGAAUGUCUCAAGAUAUGACAGUCUGCAGAUCUCCAGUAUCAGAGAAUAAAUACAUACCUCUCAGAGUGUUUAGGUUAUAUUGCAAUGGGUAAUAUCAUGUGGGUACCUCUUCGUAAUGAUUUGUAUAGCUGCAGUUUUAUUAAGGAUCUAUUGUAUAGAUGUAUAAUUUAAUAAUAAAAGUGAAUAUAUUGCUAAUCGA
This is a messenger RNA of Lates calcarifer (barramundi perch), 6725 nucleotides long. Its product is annotated as contactin-associated protein-like 5. The record is from RefSeq and is a predicted model, not a curated record. Lineage: Eukaryota; Metazoa; Chordata; Actinopteri; Centropomidae.